Lotus japonicus is the source of this 2065-nucleotide messenger RNA. Its product is annotated as casein kinase 1-like protein 2. Gene Ontology annotation, molecular function: ATP binding; protein serine/threonine kinase activity. Gene Ontology annotation, cellular component: nucleus; cytoplasm. Lineage: Eukaryota; Viridiplantae; Streptophyta; Magnoliopsida; Fabales; Fabaceae. Bases 307 to 1728 code for a protein of 473 amino acids. The transcript has 14 exons. Gene Ontology annotation, biological process: endocytosis; signal transduction; peptidyl-serine phosphorylation. The record is from RefSeq and is a predicted model, not a curated record.
CAUCUAAAGAAUCCAUCCAAACAACAAAAACUGGUAGGUACCGAUGAAUGGAAGAGCGGGGAGGGUAAGCAAGCGCGUGACGACGAUCUCCUCACUCUUUCUUUCUUCUUCUUCGUCGUGUCGUCUCCGUUUUCUUUAUUCCAAUUUUGUCCUCUCCUCUUUCCCCAUUUCUCAGUUCUAUCCUCUUCUUCUUCUUCCAUGGCUUCUCUGAACUCGUAGCUCACAACUUCAUCGCUCGUAGCUCUGUCCUCUUCCACUUCCCAAUUCCAAUUUCCCGUACCUUCUAGGGUUUCGUGAGAAGCUCCCAUGGAAUCUCGAGUUGGGAACAAGUUCCGUCUCGGUCGGAAGAUUGGUAGCGGUUCUUUUGGAGAGAUCUAUCUCGGAACUAAUAUUCAGACAAAUGAAGAGGUCGCAGUUAAGCUUGAAAAUAUCAAAACCAAGCACCCUCAAUUAUUGUAUGAAUCCAAGCUGUAUAAAAUACUGCAAGGCGGAACUGGAAUCCCAAAUGUGAAAUGGUAUGGUGUUGAAGGAGAGUAUAAUGUUCUUGUGAUGGAUUUGCUUGGCCCCAGUCUUGAGGAUUUAUUCAAUUUCUGUAAUCGGAAAUUGUCCCUCAAAACAGUUCUCAUGCUUGCUGAUCAGAUGAUAAAUCGAGUUGAAUACAUUCAUUCCAAAUCAUUUUUACAUCGAGACAUCAAGCCAGACAACUUCCUCAUGGGUUUAGGGAGGCGUGCGAAUCAAGUGUAUAUUAUUGACUUCGGUCUUGCUAAGAAGUACAGAGACACCUCUACACAUCAGCAUAUUCCCUACAGAGAGAAUAAGAACUUGACCGGAACUGCUAGGUAUGCCAGUAUGAAUACUCAUCUUGGCAUUGAGCAAAGCCGUAGGGAUGAUUUAGAGUCACUUGGAUAUGUUCUUAUGUACUUUUUAAGAGGAAGUCUGCCUUGGCAAGGACUGAAAGCAGGUACUAAAAAGCAGAAGUACGAGAAAAUCAGUGAGAAGAAAGUUUCUACUUCUAUUGAGUUUCUCUGCCGUGGCUAUCCUUCAGAGUUUGCAUCAUACUUCCAUUACUGUCGGUCACUGAGGUUUGAUGAUAGACCAGAUUAUGCUUAUUUGAAAAGACUUUUGCGUGACCUUUUCAUUCGUGAAGGAUUCCAGUUUGAUUAUGUCUUUGACUGGACCAUUUUGAAAUAUCAGCAAUCUCAAAGUACCACUCCUCCUGCCCAGGCUAUUGGUCCUGCUGCUGGACCAAGUUCUGGUAUGCCACCAGCUGCUGCAAACGCUGAUGGACAGUCAGGUGGAGAAGAUGGUAGACGUAUUGGCUGGUCUUCAUCAGAUCCUACUCGUAGGAGAAACUCUGGACCUAUUGCUAAUGAUGGAAUUGUUUCUAGACAAAAAGCCCCGCUGACAAAUGACUUAACUGGAUCUAAAGAUGCUAUGUUGUCAAGCUCUAAUUUGUUCCGGUCAAGUGGAACAGCUAGGCGAGGUGGUGUCUCAGGCAGCCGUGAUGCAGUAGUUGGCACUGAGACUGAGCCCUCUAGUUCUCUCACAAUGGAUUCAAGUCAAGGAGCAUCACGUAUUUUACCCGGUGCUCAGAGAAGUUCACCUAUCAUGCCGUCUGAGCAAAACCGCGCACCCUCUGGCAGAAACACAUCAAACAAAAAGAAUUUGGAGUCAACUGUUAGAGGCAUUGAGGGUCUGCAUUUCAAUGAUGAGAGGGUACAGUAUUAGCAGCUGCCACUCUCGAACACGAACCCCUUUGUAAAUUCUGAAAGUUCUAUACUCUUUUUGACGAACUCCGGGGUGGUAUUGUAUGUGCCUUGUAUUGAAGAAAAGCUGCAAACAAGAUGGGAGUUAUCCCUACAAGUAUACUAUUAAGAUACGUUUAGGUGGUUCCCUAACAAAACUGGCCUUGUAAGGCUUUUGUUCAUGGUGAGUUUUAGAAUACCUAAGUGAAAAAGCUGCUUGCAGCACACAAGAACCGUGGGAUAUACUUGUUUAAAUGUAGGAUGAGACGAACUCAAUAAUGGUAAAGGUACAUAUAUUGCAAGUAAAUCCUUGGUUACAA